Molecule: messenger RNA, 4770 nt
Organism: Mercenaria mercenaria
Lineage: Eukaryota; Metazoa; Mollusca; Bivalvia; Venerida; Veneridae
Product: somatostatin receptor type 2-like
Exons: 1
Coding region: 363-1619 (418 amino acids)
Biological process (GO): chemotaxis; G protein-coupled receptor signaling pathway
Cellular component (GO): membrane
Molecular function (GO): platelet activating factor receptor activity
Source: RefSeq, a predicted model, not a curated record
UAAGAAGUCAAGGUCGGAGAAAACAGCAAUCGUUUACGUUUAAACGUUAACGUUAUGUACCUUAAUUGAACCGGUAAACAAAACGUAGCUAAGAUUUUGUGAACUUUAUUAUCUAAAACCCGGAUUUCUUCUACAAAUCGGACUUGUAUUUCUUUUGGACAGCAAACGUGAAUUAAAAAGUUUCAGGAUUUAAUCUUUUUUUUUUUACGUCAAAUAUAAAAGAAGAAAAUAACUGGAAAAGAUGUUCAUUAUAUUAAAUAGAUACGUCUGAACUAAUGAUGGUGUUGCAGUGUACAGCAUCAAGUAUUAACAACAAUUAUUGCGAAAUGUACAAAAUAAAUACUAGUAAAUAAAUUCAGAUAAUGCAUGGAAAGGACGAAGUUUUAAUUAUGCAGGCAAGUCAGUGUUCCACGAUUAAUAAAAAUAAUUUAACAUUAGAAGAAAGUUUUCUGUGUUACAAUGAAACGUCUACGAAGGGCUCUAGCAGGGACAGCAGAGGAACAAGUGGUUAUGGAAGAUUAUCAUGUGGUUAUUGUGACGCCACGUGCGUGUAUAAUGCCGUUGAGAUCGGAUUUAUAAUAGGCGUUGUUGCCAAUGCUUUAGUCAUAGCGAGAGUGGUUAGAGACAAAAAACUUAGAGAUCCUACGUUUAUUGGAAUAGCGGCACUAGCGUUACCAGAUUUACUAUUUUUGUUGCUACAUCUGACAGAAUCCUUUGAAACAGUAAUUGUCACCUUUACCUGUCAACAACCAGUCAUUAUUAGUCGGCCAUGGUACAUUAUGAAUUCCAUGAUUUGGUUCUCGGCAAACUCGCAUGUUGCAUUUCUAGCUGUUUUGCGCUACUUGUCAAUUUUGUAUCCAAUCAAAGCAGCGAUAUAUUUGACACCUGUAAAAGUGAUGCUUAUGUCCGCGGGAGUGUGGGUUCUAGCGAUAUUACUGAUGGGGAUAUUGGCGGGGCUAAUCACGUUAAAGAUUGUUGUGCCUGGACCGACAAGUGAAUUUAUAAUUAUCUGGUGGAUAACGGUAUACCUGAUACCACUGAUUGUGACUACUAUCUUGCAUACCCUGAAAAUAUGUCGCGUGAAAAAGGCAACGAUGACGUCUGCAACUACCUAUACCAAACGUUCAAUCAGACGAAUGUCUAAGAUCGUGCCAUUGGUAAUUAUCAUGGCUACAGUUUUACCAUUACCAAAACUUGCUUACAACACCAUCAGGGCAGCUGGAAACAAUGGUAACGACAUAUUUCCAUCGAAGACUUUUAAAAAGCAUUUUAAAGGCAUUUCUGACUUGGUGUAUCUUGUUAACCACUGUAUAAAUCCGUUUAUAUAUGCAUUUUUAUCUAAGAAAUUUAGAAAAAGUCUCAAAGAGAUGUUUUCAUGCUUUAAAUCUAAAUGGAAAGAAAGAAAUACCAAAGCGAAACCUCAGACUUCAAGAAAUCGACUUUCCAGCUCAGAGACAAUUUCUCGUAACGUCAGCAGCAUAAGUAGCUUAGAAAGUAUAGAACAUCAUACAACAUGUCAUCGUGUUUGCAGUUUUGAAAGUGAAACUGGUGAAAGAAAGACAAGCAGUGUAAGCAGUCAAGAGAGCGUGGAUACAUCUCGAAAUUUUCAGCGAUUUUAGCAAAGCUUUCCGUAAACUUCAAGUUUUUUUCCAUAUAUUAUGGAAUAAGAUGUGUAAUAUUUAAUGUAAUUUGCAUUUUUUUAUGUUUUAUUUUCUUUAUGAAUUUGAAACUGCUACUGAAAUUUGAAUUCUAUGGGGAAUAAUCUUAAGGUCACUGAAUAAAUUUUAGAUAUACCAGUAAGUCCAUUAUAAAUGAUCGAAUGCAUUCACAGUAUUUAUCGUUAUACUCCAAUGGUUUGAUAAUAGCUUAAUUAAAUAGAGGAUAAUUGUUGGUUUCGGUGUAAUAUCACGUUAUAAUUUCACCGAGUGGGCACCAGAAGUGAUAUUUUCACGAGUGGCGCAGCCACGAGUGAAAAUAACAAUUUUUGGUGUUCACGAGUGAAAUUACCGUGAUAUUACAUCGAUACCAACAAUUUUUCUGUUUAUUUUAUGUCUAAAACUCUACUUUUGUUGUGUUUAUUUCAAUAAAAUGUCGAAAUUUGCGGGAAAUUUUAUCAGGAAGCAUCGCAAAGAUGACGUCAUUUUAACGACGUCAUCGUCAUAUUGUUUCCGGCUUUCAGUACGCUUGGUAAACUUUUUGACAUUAAUCCGGGUAUCAGAUUUGAUAAUUUUCACUGAGUGGCCAGUGAGUUUAUCAGGAUAUAACUCACCGUUAUAUUUCGAUAAACCACCGAAAAACAUAAAAUAAUGAGUCUUACAAAAUAAAAAUAAAAAAAUGCAUGCAAGGAUAAUUCUUUCCAGAGCGCGAAUUGCACACCAGAUUAGUUGUAUGUAGCACAACUAUGUAAGAAUUCAAACAUUUUUUUUCUGCUAUUAAAUUUAUUAUUUUUGGUAAACAGUAUCAGGUAUACAUACUUUAGCAUUUCUGUUAUCAGACCAGCUGAGAUUUCAAAAUCAUCCUAUUAGAACUUACUUUUAAAGUGAAAUUUGGAGAUAUUUGAAGUACAAAGUGCUAAAUAUACUUUAAAGAUGUUGCAAACAUUCAGAAAACAUUUUUUUUAUUGGAACAUAUUGGUCUUUGUUUUUAGAGAGAUUUCUGUUUGAGAUUUUCUAUACGUAUUAUUUACAGAGUCAAAAAUGUGUUUUAUCAUAAGAAGUAACAUGAUGUAUGAGAAUGUAACGUUAUAUGCAAAAAGAAAAAUAAUGAAAUAGCAAUAAUAUUCCCAUUAAAAUGUAGUUCUGCAAAAUUUUUGUUAUAAACGUGACGGUGUGAUUUUAAAAUCUUUCUGAAAAUUCUUCUGAAAGUAAUAUUGUAACUAUUUUAAUUUGAAAGUAAAUUAAAGGCAUAAUGAAUACUGUUUCUGUAGAUGUCCUAACAGUUAGUUUUCACUGCAUGGUUUCGAGUUUUUAAGUAAAUAUGGACGCAUGCAAAACGUCUACAUUUAUUAUUCUGAAACUUCUAUUCUGAAACAAUAAUGUAUACAAAACGUUUUUUUUAUUACCUUUAUUCUAAAACAAUUUCUUAUACAUCUAUUUUAAAUCAAAAGUUACUCAUUAAAACGGUUGUAAGAUGUUGUUGCUACGUAUCAUCGUAAUUAAAAAUGAUAUACAGCACAACUUUGUUCAUUACGAUGAGGUCAUAUCCUAGAGGAGUAAUUUCACAAGGGCGUAGCCCGAGUGAAUUAUACACGCGGUAUAUAACCGAUUCGUAUAGUUGAGAUAUGUUAAAAUGGUAUUUCUGUACAUUGUUUUGAUUGUAUUAUGUCUUUUUUGUCAAAAAAAGUACAUGAAACCGAGGGAAACAUUAUUUCAUACCGCGUGUAUUACGUCAAAAUAUAGGAGACCGACGUGACGUCGACGCGAAACUGUGUUUUAACAGUCGCGAAAUAAUACGUCGACGUGACGGCAGAUUUCCGUAUUUUAUACAUUAAUUUUUCACAUUAGAAUAGCAGUAAUAAAACGGUUUUAAGGUGGUAUAUUCAUAUAUUAUCAAAGCAACGGUUAUGGAACGGGUCUAAAGUGAUGUUAUCAUGCAUUAUCGUAACAGCGGUUACAGAAUGGUUUGGCAAAACACAAUAUAUUUCUAUACAUGGCCAUAUAUAUAUUCAAUGAAAACAAAAUAAGUUUUUUUUUAUCUUUUAUGUUUUCGCCACUGACCGUUCGGAAGCUUUUUAUGCAUGUUUGGUGUGUUGUGUCCUCGAUGAAUAUUUUUUAUUUUAGUGGAACGUGUUGUUACGGAAUACCGUACGUUCUUCCGUACGUUCUUCGUUUAACUGGGACCAUAAGUUUUAUUGUUUGUUGGGACUUUUUGAUAAGUAUUAUGAUAGUUAUUACUCAAAAUCAGUACACUACUUCUGAAAUAAAUGUCAAAAUAUUACACUGACACUUGGAUUGAAAAUGGUCUAAAAAUUAACUUAAAAAGUAUUAAAACUUUGAGGAUUGAUAGUCUUUUGCGUAGACUAGCUCCUAGACUAUGAUAUAUCUUUUUUACAUUUUUAUGAUUAAAUGUAGUGAACUGAGCCAGUUUAUAUCCUAUGUCCAAUUUCAACAUCAUUUCUCUGUGAAAAUCUCUAAAAAAAGACUGGCCUUUGUCUCUAUGAAAGUGAAUUCGUCAAAAAAGGGAAACAUGUAGAAAUAUAUUUAUUAUCAGUCUAGCGGCUAGUCUAUCUUUUGCGGUGAGCCGCCUUAAUUUUUUUAAGAUAAAGAUCUAAACGACUUUUGAAUUCUUUCAAAAUCAUUUUAUGAUUUGUUUACAAACUUCAACUCAUUGUCAUUGCCCAGGGUCACUUGAUAAUCUUGUUUUUUUAAUUUAAAGGCCCAUGUUUGCGCAUGCGUACGUGAUAUCGCGUGUUAAUUAAAGGACAAGGACGUUCCGUCAUUAUGAUUCGACUUGUAGAUCUUUAUAAAAUGAGCGUUAGAUAAUCACCGUCGGGUCCGCAAUUAAAAGGACAUGUCUGUUUUACCAAAGGAGUUAUUUGAAUGAUGGCCAUAAUCUAUAGUAAAUUAAGUGCGUGUUUUCUUUAUGAGAAGAUAUACAAUUUAUUGACCGCCCCAUCACAUUUUGAUUGGUCUCAACAAACUGCUCUUGCUGUUUACAUAUUUUAACGUACUUGUACGCAUGUUUAUUGUGUUUACUGUAUAUUCUUGUAUCUGCUUAGAAUUCCAAUGAGCAUAAUUUUGCUUUUAUAACCGUAAUAAAACGUCAUUAUUA